CUUGAUGACAGCUCGGUAAAAAUUUGCAUCCCGGAAGUACUUCAUGUUGUUUUCUCUGGUGUUUUUCUGUUUAUUACUGCACCUCUUAAUCGUUUAGUCUCAGAUGUAGAACAGUUCUAAACCAAUUGCUACAGUGUAAUACGUUUAGAAAUCAAAAAGUCAUGGCCAGCGAGGACUAUGAGAGACGGCGGAAGAGGUAAGUUAUGUUUUAGUCGAUUCAUCGAGUAAUCUAGAUCCAUUCAAUUCGUCGAUUCAGACUUUGAAUAGCUGCAGGCUUUUGAAUAACGUAAAACAUCAUUUCAGUUUUCCCUUUUCGUCCCCUCAGUGAACGAUCGUCACAACCAGGAGUAAAUGUAGGGCUUUGACUUGUCGUUUUAAUAGUGCUGAUUUAGAUUGCAGUCGAAGGUAGCGGAGAAAGAUUAUGCGGUAGAAUGUAUAAUUUGUUUAUUUUAAACUUCUUUGAUGUUUUAAGUUUAUUGAUAGGAAACUUUGGAUUUGUAGAUUAAAAUCGAACACCCUAUGCUAUUUAUAAUUGAAUUAAAGAAUUUAACACUGAUUCCACCAGAUAAAGGAAGGAACAUUUGUGUUAUACAGUAGACGCUCUUCCUGCGAUCACUCUCGUAAGCUUCCAGUUGAGUUUCGUCACAAUGGCUAAUCUGAAAUUUUACCAAAUGCACAUGCAGUUACAACCAGCGGCAGUGGAAGGGUUUACAAGUAAAAGAAGUAAAAAAUCGGAGGAAAAGGUUAACUUUGGAAAAUCGAACGUGCAACGGCAGGCAACUAUAUAUUGUCAUCUUGUCACACAUGACUACAUAAAUCACGGCUAAACAUUCUACACUAAUUCUACAUAUUUAUCAAAGUAUAUGUAUCUCAGCGGCUUUCUUUGUCCUAUUAAAAUUGUCAGGUUGUCGUACGAUAGUCUCCGGGAGGAAAGUAAAGAAGAAGAAGAAGGAGGAAGUAAAUUUGUAGACGUUCCAUUGAGUCUGAAGGGUCAUGUUAUUGGAAAGGGUGGCCAAAAGCUGCAUGAAAUUAUGGAGACAACUGGAACAACAAUAUUCUCCCAAAGCAAGGAGGAAGCCGGAUUUACAAUCUUUGGGGAUGAAGAACAAAUUGCAAAUGCUGAAAGGCUUAUCAAAGAAAUUGUGGUAAUGUGUUUAAAAACCCAUAGUUAUAGUGCAGGAAAUAGUUCUGACAGAACACUUAAGAGCCUGCACUAGACCUAUCAUCAGCAAGUAUACUUUAUGCAACAUCAUGCCACCUUCAAUGACUUCGAUUGUCAAUAUAAAUCUGUGCGGAGAUAUUUUAAACAUUUUCGCAUUCUCAAGUGACUUUUUAUUUUUAUAGUGACUAAAUGUUCUGCAGAAACGAAUGGCAAAUAAAAAUAUUACCAAGUAGUCCAGUUAGUGUACUGAGAUCGAUUUGUUUAUUUAAUAAUUUAUUUUUAUUCCCUUCUUUGGUGUUUGAUUGUUAAUUUUUUGUUUUUGUGACUGGUUAAAAAUAUGAGCUAAGGUUUCUUGACUGAAGAAAUAGAAAUGCUGGGC
Messenger RNA from Porites lobata, 1541 nucleotides. Lineage: Eukaryota; Metazoa; Cnidaria; Anthozoa; Scleractinia; Poritidae. The record is from the annotation of a GenBank genome assembly.